AUGUCUGAUCAUACAUUGCCAUCUUCGGCAGACACAUCUGGUUCAUCCGAACUCAAAGCGGGCCAUGCUCCUGCUUUAAAAGUCGGUGGCAUGCGUGUCGGUGCAGGUCGUCCUCGACAAACAUCGCAGGGUGAUGAUAAGGACAAAAACAUGUCUAAUGAUGAAGCAACAGGAGAUAAUGGAGCAAGUUAUAGUAGAGAAAAAUCAACAAGGAACAAUAAUCAUGAAAAUACGAAUGAUACAGAAGAAUCGGGAGCAAUAUCAACUCGCGUUGCUGGUCAGAUGGUUUCGGGGACAUUUGUUCCUGUUCAAAAGGCAUUUCCUACUGAAGGUGUGAAACAUAUUCAUGACAAACCGGGCACCUAUCCUAAAAACGAGUAUCACAGUCACUCAAAACACGAUGAUCAACGUUUUAUUAAUCAACCAAGAAAGUACUAA
Molecule: messenger RNA, 438 nt
Organism: Adineta ricciae
Lineage: Eukaryota; Metazoa; Rotifera; Eurotatoria; Adinetida; Adinetidae
Source: the annotation of a GenBank genome assembly